Porites lobata is the source of this 6302-nucleotide messenger RNA. The record is from the annotation of a GenBank genome assembly. Lineage: Eukaryota; Metazoa; Cnidaria; Anthozoa; Scleractinia; Poritidae.
CUUGGUGAAAGAAGUUGAAGCAAAAUAACACCGUUUUUUACGGCCAAAAAAGCGAUCCAAAAUGACUGUGAACUUGGAAGAAUAUUUUAGAACUACAUUUGAGGAUAAACUCCUUGUGUAAGUAUCAAAGAGAACCUAAUUGUGGUUAGAUUUAGUGAAAAUUUGACAAUUUGAAGUUCUCGCGCGUCUUACAUGAAAACUUUUACUUUUCUGUCGUUUCUAGCAAAAUGCCCGAGCGCGAGGACGAUCAUCUUACACCAGCCACUCGGCUUCUAGAAAAGAGACGAGAAAUGUCGGAAGUGGAACAAUCAUUAGGAGCUCAGAAAGAGGUUUUAAUAUUUGGUGGUUUAUUUAAAACUUAACCUUAAUACUGUACCUUAUUUAAGCUUAUCUAUCAAAAUAUGUAGAAAGUAAGAAAAAAUAAUAAGUCUUAAAUUAUUAAAUAAGUUAGUAUUUGAUAUGCUUAUAUAGGACAAGGUUUAUAUUUUAAAUUGUAAUAUUUGUCUUUCCCUACCAGCAUUUGAAAAUUUGGAAACUAUUAUUAUUAUUAUUAUUUCUAAUAUAUAAUCUAUUAUAAUUAUAAUCUUCGCAUUACUUAUUCAUUUUGCCUUGAGAAUGGUGUCAUGAUUAUACCGAAACGUCGACUUUUAACGUUAAUAUUCGCUUGAUUAUUAUUAUUAUUAUUAUUAUCAUUUAUUUUAUAAUCAUUAAAAAUAGCAAUGUACUAAUAGCAAAAUGAAGAAUCUGAAAGAUGAUCGAAGAUUUAUAGGCAAGUUAAUUUCUCCAAGAUUUUUGUCUGCCUGGUUUUUGAUACCUGCAAUUAUUAAAGAAAUGACUGUUGCAAUUCAACUUUUUGAGCCUAGUAUGGAGAUGCCAUAUUUGUGUCUCAUUGAGGGGCGCCAAAAUGGCAGCCUGCAACUAACGGAAAUAAUAGCACCACCUUUUGAACAACCGGGACCAGUUUUUGCGGAUUGUUGGGUUUCAACAGAUACAAUAAUUUGAUAUUUCCAUUUUUGUAGGAAUUUCAAAUGAAAAUGGAAAGUCUUCAACAAAGAGGAGAAGAACUUGAGAGGAAGGAGUUUCAGCUGAAAGAAUCAUUGUUAAAAUUUGAUAAAUUCUUAAAGGUACGUUGUUCAAUCUUAUUUGCUUCUGAAUACGCAAAUAAAUAUUAUAAACUUCAAAAUGAUACAAAAUUAAAGUUCAUGAUAUUCAUUUUUAUUGGCUGUAUAGGAAAACGACUCUAAGAGAGCAAGAGCUCUAAAAAAGGCAGCAGAAGAAAGGGAGAUGAGAAGGGCAAAAGACAGAGAAAUUGCAAGGUAUUGAUUCUUUAGAACAGUUUCUUAACGUUUUUUGUAAAAUUUAUCAAUUGUAUUUAUAGGUUAGUGACAGAAUUCAAAGCUAAGGAAUAUAGAUUAUUAUACAUUGUACUUUUCAUUAAUGGAGAACAAGAAAGCCUUGCCAGUCUUGUGCUGUUGGCCAUUGGUCAGGGCCCAGUUGUUCGAAAGGUGGAUAACGCUAUCCACUGGAUGAGUCUCCAGCCAGUGGAUGCAAUAAUAUUGAUUUCCCUAAUACUUGUCCUCUGGAUAUUGAUUUAUCUGGUGGAUUGUGCUACCCAACAUUUGAACAACCAGGCCCAGGUAUUUAAAAGGCUAACUGUGUUCUCUUAUGUAAAGUAUAGCAAUGCAAAAACACCAUGAUCAGGAAUCUAUUAACUUAUUUAAGGGCCUGCCAUCAGAGAGUCACCUUCAAAACUUGUGUCAAGUCCAGACUGGGUCAAGUCUUUGGAAAUAAAUCUGUAGGCUGUACUGCAACAUCACUCCCUAUGUAAUGUUGUUUGUGUUAUGUGCUAAAAGAAAUAAAAUUUGCUUUCCAGGUUGAAAGAGGAAACAUCAACUUUAAUAAAAGAGCGUGAUCAUAUUCAGUAUAAGUUAGAAAAGAAUGUCAUUUUUCAACAGUACCUUGAAAAAGUUCUGGAGGCUGCUGAAGAGGUACCAGACUACUAUCCUAGCUACUAUGUACACUAGCUGUUUUUUAAAGAGGAGAAUUCCAUGAUGUUAUUGUGGAAAUAAAGUUACGCAGACUGAAAUAAAUAAAUAAAUUUAAAGUACCGGGUUGCUAAUUUGGAAACAAGAAAGUUGUGUGUCUUGGAAACCUUUCAUAUUGUCUCAGAAUCUUGUUGUUGUGUUGUUUGUUAUAAGUCUCACCAAAAAAAUGACCACUCAAUUAAAAGUACCAUAAUGUAUAGGUAGUAGUAUUGAAUUUUAUUUUGGAGAGAGCUUUUGUGACAUAGGGAAACCAAACAGUGCAAAAAGUACCCUGAUCAUAUUGGUCUAACCUUAGCACGGUAAUGCUAUUCUCGCACUGAGAGACUGCUGUUUUUCUCUUCAAGUUUCAGGAAAUCCGUGAAGUGAUAGCUAGAUAUGAUACACUCACAGCAACCCAUCAGGUACUGGCCAGGGUAUAUUUCAUACAAAAUCGAUAAUGCUGACUUGACGAUAAUUAUUAGUUUUAUUUAUAAACAUUUGUUUCUGACUGCAAUAAUGUUUUGACUAUGAGAAUCAUUAAAUGUGCCUAUCAAAUGAGAAUAAUUAUUUUCACCUUUUUUAUUAUUGAAAUUAAUUGAUAAAAAAGAACUAUUUUGAUGGUAAAAUCAGGUUUUAAAAUGUUGCACCACAACAUGUUUUCUUAAAAUAGUGCUAAAUGCUGGUUGAGCAGUCUUAUGACAAAGGGAAACAUAGGAGAAAAGUAAAAAUGCUUGUGUUACCUGAUUCAGUUUGUUGGCAACAUAAAAAAUGAUACAAGUUGUCUUAAAACCAGAUGUUUUUCUUAAUCAGGAUCUAUUAGAAAGGGAAACAAAGAAUCAAGAAAAAUAUGAGAAAGAAAAGGGAAGAUUGGUGAAAUUCACAGAGGUAUGUUUCUUUGUGUCUUGUACUUAAUAUAAUUUUAUGUAAAUUUUGUUGGAAAUAAAUGCAAAACAACUUGCGAAAAAUAUUUAUUAAGACGCUGCAAACUUAGAAUGUAAACAACAAUUAAUUAAUUGAGACUGCUUAUUUUGUUUAACUAAGUCAGCAAAUAAUGUGAGUCAAAUCAUCAGAGGCGGUUGACUUUUAAAAUUCCUUCUUGCAAAUGAACAGAUUUAAGCGACAUAAAGAUUGCCGAUGCCCUAGCAGAAGCCUCGGGAUGGACCCUAGCAUCUUUCUUUUGCUUUUGGGUACCUAGAAAGUGUUAGUUUUUGUAUUAAACUCUAAAUUUCCAAGACUUGUCGUGUCUUUGGCUCCUUAUAGGUUAGCAACUAAAACGGUUUUUACAUUUGUAUUUUUUCUUAUUGUUUUACAAACUAUAAAUAUAGUUUUGGUCUGCAGAUGACAAUAUAUUCUGUACAUAUUUUUGUUUUCAUUUUCAGGAAAAGAACAACGAAAUACUAAACUACAACAACCAGGUAAAAAAAUUUACAUGAGGACUUAAGUUGAACUUCUUCACUACAAGCGCUGCAAGUAACUUUUAAAACAAUGAAGAUGAGACCACGGUCUUCUGUUUCACUUUGCGUUCUCACUGUGGACUUCAUGUAGAAGCUAUCCUUGUGUGACAAAACCGAGAAUUCAGAGCUAGAGAAAUAAAAAGACCAAUGAAAAUUUACCCUGGGUUUUCAGUUAACCCUUUAAGUUCCAAUAGUGACCAACAGCAAUUUUCUCAAAACGACCUGGAACCAUCGUGAACUGAAUCUUCUUCUUUCUUAAUUUGCGUCACCUAAGAGCCAAUACUAUCCUCUUUUAUCAAACAGCUUAACUAAUUCAUCUUAAAGAGAUUGUUGUCCAAACGCAAGGAAUAUUGGGGCACAAGGAACGCCUUCUUUCUUUCUUGUCCAUUCAAAGACCUGGAGCCAGUCAACUGAAUCUUCUUCUUUUUCUUUUGCGUCAGCGGCCAUGUAUCCUCUGUGCAGACAGUCCUGAGGCAUGACUAUACUUAUGUUCUCCAAUAACCUGAGGUCAGGCCCAAUUUGAACGCCUUUUUCUUUGUCAUUCUUCUCUCUCGGCUUUAUUCUACCCGCCGGAAUGUAAUUUUUGAAGCGUUUUUGAAACGAAAAGUCCUGAGGCCUGAUCUCAGGUUACAAAUCGAAUCACGGGUCAAUAUUCUUAAAUCUGUUUCUUUGAUAAAGGGUAUAAAUUCUGGAAGACCCCAGAAUACAUCUUAUCAUGAGUACAGAAUAAGGACAAUCAAACAUAACCCCAUAGGUCUGUAGUAGCCACAAGCAGGGCUCCUGCCACAAGUCAAUGAAAAAUGUUUACAUAUAGCGGACCAUGGAAGUAGGUUUUCUUGCGAUAUGUUUUUAGACGAACAUUUGAGUGAGGGACGAAGCAAGUGAAGUGAUUCCUCAUCAUCAGUUACAGUAAGCUCUAUCUGUCAUCAAGUUUGUUGUUUUCUGUUUUAACAGUUAGCGCAUUUACAGACCAAACUGGAGCGAGCUCAGAGUGUAGCAGUCAAAUGGGAAUCGCAAUGGACUCACAUACAAAACACCGCCGCCAAGAAAACUCUGCUUUUAGGGAGAAUAAAAAUGUAAGUAAGAAAAAGUGCAUGCCAUAUUAUAUUUGUAGGCUGCAGUAAAAAAAUAAAAACAUGCAUAAUAGAAAAAGUUCCAUAUUUGAAUUCAAUAAAGCGCUUAUCGUUUACAAAUUUGUCACUUUCGAUCUCAGCGCCUUUCUCAAGUAAUAUUAAAUGUUUUGUCGUGUUACUUUAUUUACACUCACAUGACAAAAUAUCCUGCGGUACAGUUAAGGUGGAUUUCCACCAUCGCGCGCUCAACUUUCACGUUUGCGCGUGGCCUUUCAUACAUUGUCUCCUUUUCAUUUACACGCGUAAAUUUUACGUGUGUUCGCACGGAAAAAUUACGCGACAGUGGAAAUCAACCCUUACGCUCGAUUGCCAGCUACUGCUCGGAAAAAUGAGUCUGCUCUCAUCCCCUCGUCUCUCUUUGGGGAGGAUCAAAGUCCGCACUUAGGAGACAGCGGAAAUCGAGUCUAGGUACGGUUCGCAACUGAGUUCUUUGUUGAGGGUAAGGCCUGACACCAUCGCGCGCUCAACUUUCACGUUUGCGCGUGGCCUUUCAUACAUUGUCUCCUUUUCAUUUACACGCGUAAAUUUUACGUGUGUUCGCACGGAAAAAUUACGCGACAGUGGAAAUCAACCUUUACGCUCGAUUGCCAGCUACUGCUCGGAAAAAUGAGCCUGCUCUCAUCCCCUCGUCUCUCUUUGGGGAGGAUCAAAGUCCGCACUUAGGAGACAGCGGAAAUCGAGCCUAGGUACGGUUCGCAACUGAGUUCUUUGUUGAGGGUAAGGGCCUGACACUAACAACACUUUAUGACUUGAUAUUUUUUUUGUGUUUGAUCAUAGGGCAACACAUAAUCUGUUUAUGCUGGUCAACAGACAUCUAAAGCAAAACACCGUAAUAGAAGUCACAGAGAAACAGCUGGAAAAGGUGAAGUUCGUGACGACGUGGUUUACUACAUUUCCUGUUAACAUUACGGCGGCUUCAGUUUAUUCCAAAAUAAAGAUUUGAACAGAAAUGUUCAAGCGAAAUGUUCACUUAGCUGAAAUCAUUUCUAAACCCACAGUCAAACAAUCAUCUCGCAAAAUAACGCUUUAAACAGCUCGGGACGGCGAAAAAACAUGACAGAACUAAGUCAACUUUUCGCUUUACUUCGUCGUUCGCUUGAAUAUAUAUUUUCGGUUGCAAUCUGUAUUUCGGAGUAAACUGUAGCCGCCGUAAUGUUCGUCUGUAUUUCUUCUUUUGAGUACAAAAGACCGAUGCUCUGAUAUUUGCUCAGAUUUCUGCCACACGAGCAGAGGGUGGUCUGCCUGUGGUAUGGUCAUGGUCGAGCCCUUGACAUCUGCGAUACCGGCGCAGCGCUCUGUACCACUUGAGCCAAAGGCUUACCACCCUAAUGAAUGUUCAUCUGUAUUUCUCCUGUUGAGUUCAAAAGACUAAUGCUCAGAUUUCAAUAAUAAGAACGGCCGCAAUGCCUGUGCUUGAGCUGACAAAAAUUAUCUCUAGAAAAUUUCUCCUCUUCCCCCUCCGCUCCCUUAUCCCCGCUCCCCCAAAUGCUUUUCUAUUAAGAGAUAUCGGAGAGUUGCGUGUUACGAGUGAAUUUUCUUUGUUCGUGUUUUUGUUUUCAGAUUCAAGUAUUUAUCCAGGAUCUGACACAAAUCACUAAUGAAAUCAAAAGAGCGGAAACAGCGGCCACUAAUGCCCCAUCAACAAUGAGCUGAGUAGCAAAGCACUGACCGGCAAACUAGAAUGAAUGUAC